Molecule: messenger RNA, 1622 nt
Organism: Ixodes scapularis (black-legged tick)
Lineage: Eukaryota; Metazoa; Arthropoda; Arachnida; Ixodida; Ixodidae
Product: tubulin alpha chain
Exons: 5
Coding region: 191-1546 (451 amino acids)
Biological process (GO): microtubule cytoskeleton organization; mitotic cell cycle
Cellular component (GO): microtubule; cytoplasm
Molecular function (GO): structural constituent of cytoskeleton; GTP binding
Source: RefSeq, a predicted model, not a curated record
UUAUUUCAAGCGUAAACUUACGCGCAUGCGUAGGACCCGCGAAGAGGUCAUAAAACAGAACGGAGGGACUACUUGUUUUCAAACCUGUUUACUGUGUCGCUCUUGGUACGCGCGGUGUAAACGGAGAAAAACCUCCUUAAUUUUGAAAUUUUGCUUUGUGGCUUGAGAAGUCUCGAGAACCCCAAGUACCAUGCGCGAGUGCAUCUCUGUCCACGUGGGUCAGGCGGGCGUGCAGAUCGGCAAUGCCUGCUGGGAGCUUUACUGCCUGGAGCAUGGCAUCCAGCCGGACGGGCAGAUGCCGAGCGACAAGACCAUUGGUGGGGGUGACGACUCCUUCAACACCUUCUUCAGUGAGACCGGGGCCGGCAAGCACGUGCCCCGGGCUGUCUACGUGGACCUGGAGCCCACCGUGGUAGAUGAAGUGCGCACCGGUACCUACAGGCAGCUGUUCCACCCGGAGCAGCUGAUCACGGGCAAGGAGGACGCGGCCAACAACUAUGCCCGGGGCCACUACACGAUCGGCAAGGAGAUUGUGGACCUGGUGCUGGACCGGAUCAGGAAGCUGGCAGACCAGUGCACGGGCCUGCAGGGUUUCCUCAUCUUCCACAGCUUCGGGGGCGGCACUGGCUCGGGCUUCACUUCCCUUCUCAUGGAGCGCCUGUCCGUGGACUACGGCAAGAAGUCCAAGCUGGAGUUUGCCAUCUACCCCGCCCCCCAGGUGUCCACGGCGGUCGUGGAGCCCUACAAUUCCAUCCUCACCACCCACACCACACUGGAGCAUUCCGACUGCGCAUUCAUGGUUGACAACGAAGCAAUCUACGACAUCUGCCGACGCAACUUGGACAUAGAGCGCCCCACCUACACGAACCUGAACCGCCUUAUCGGCCAGAUCGUCUCUUCCAUCACGGCUUCCCUGCGCUUCGACGGCGCCCUCAACGUCGAUCUGACAGAGUUCCAGACCAACCUGGUGCCGUACCCCCGCAUCCACUUCCCUCUGGUGACAUACGCUCCGGUCAUCUCUGCGGAGAAGGCAUACCACGAGCAGCUCACUGUCUCAGAGAUCACCAACUCGUGCUUUGAGCCGGCCAACCAGAUGGUGAAGUGCGACCCCCGCCACGGCAAGUACAUGGCCUGCUGCCUCCUGUACCGCGGAGAUGUGGUGCCCAAGGACGUGAAUGCAGCCAUUGCUGCCAUCAAGACCAAGAGGAGCAUCCAGUUUGUGGACUGGUGCCCCACUGGCUUCAAGGUUGGUAUCAACUACCAGCCGCCGACGGUGGUUCCCGGGGGCGACUUGGCCAAGGUGCAGCGUGCGGUGUGUAUGCUCUCCAACACGACUGCCAUUGCGGAGGCCUGGGCCCGCCUGGACCACAAGUUUGACCUGAUGUACGCCAAGAGGGCCUUUGUGCACUGGUAUGUGGGCGAAGGCAUGGAGGAAGGCGAAUUCUCGGAGGCCAGGGAGGACCUGGCUGCCCUGGAGAAGGACUAUGAGGAAGUGGGCAUCGACUCUGCCGAGGGGGCCGAGGACGACGGUGGGGAGGAAUUCUAAGAGUCGUUUCUUGAGAAAAGAAGCAUGUUUGCCCUCCUGCCUUGGGGCUGGAAUAAAAAAGGCAGUUCAGAGUCAA